AUGCGCUCUCCUAUCCAUAAAUUAAAUGACAACGUCAACGACCCUGUGUUUCCAGACGGCUACGGAGAAUUAAGCAAGGGCGAUUCGGAUGCGUCUUGGACUGAAGACGAGGAAACAGAGAAAAAAGGGAAGAGUGCGAAACACAAACCAUUUUUUGGCCGUGCGAAGGCAAGCAAAGCUGCCGCUGAGGCGGAUACUGGCAAGUCAGAUACAGCAAAAGAUAGCACCCCGGUCCUCAACAAGGACGCUCCGAAAGUCGAGCCGCCGAAGAGCUCUGAAACAACUAAGGCGGAAGAGAAAAAGGUGGAACCAAAAAAACCUGAAGACACCAGAGGAGAUCAGGCCAAGGCGAAGGCUCAAUCCACUAGGGCUACAUCAAAAGAAAUACUGUAUGGAGACUCGGCAGCAGGCAUACUUUCACCUCCGGAUUUCUUUUUCAGCAGCAUUGUUCAUGAUGGCAAAGUUUUUCAAGCUCGGACGGAACAUCUGGUUGUACAACUUGAAAACACUAUCUACAUAUGGGGAGGCAGAGAGGCUGAAACCGUGUACGACGACCUUAUCAGCUUCGAUCCGCCGUCCAACACGUUCAGCACCAUCGCCGUAGACGGCUCCAAGCCAUCUGAUCGCAGGGGCGCGUCUCUUGUUGCUCGGGUUCGAGACGAUGGCCACGGCAUCUUGACUUUGUGGGGCGGCGAGGAAAAGGACGAGUUGACAAAUAAAGCGUGGAACUUCGAUACGGCAACGAACUCGUGGUCAGCAAUGACCGCCCGAUCCACACCCAGCCCUCGCAAGGGCCAUUCGAUGUGUGCUGAUAAUGACGCCCUGUACCUCUUUGGGGGCGUAGACGCAAAAGGCGUGAAAGACGAUGGAUACGUUCUCAAAAAAGACAUAUGGACAAGGUUGAAAGGCGAUAAGGUGCCGCCAGCGCGUUGUUUCCAUACCGGCACUCUUGUCAAGACGGAGAAGGUGAAUGCGAUGAUUGUCUUCGGUGGUGAUCUGUCCGGUGGUGGACGCCCAACAAACGAUCUUUGGCGAUACGACCUUCGAGAUGAGGAGUGGCGACACAUCGACAACGCCAGCGGCGAGACACCCGUUCCUCGUUUCAAGCACGCUUCCGCCUUCUAUGAAGGCCGCGUCUGGAUCUGCGGAGGUCAGACGGCGGGAUGGUUCACUAUCUAUGCAGUAUCCGAUUUCUUCGCCUACGACGUCUCUGGCAAUUACUGGUUCAAGUGUGACGUGGCGGCCAAACAGCUGGGCUACCACUCAAGCUUUGGCCCUCUCGCUCUGUUUCCCCAGACGAAGGCGCUCUAUAUCUUUGGAGGAAGCAGCUCGUACGUCCUGGACGUGAGGCGCGAUGUGACAGAAACUGCUUUGGAGGUGAAGCAGGUGCGCGAGGAAGUGGAGAAAUCUGCAGAUACCGCAAAGAAGGUUAUGGAAUUUGUGGGAAAAUUGGAAAAGAACAUGAGUGCGACUUCGGGUAAAGUGUCGGACCUUUCUCGCAGUGUGGGCGAUUUCCAGAAGGAGAUUAGUACCAUGGUUGCAAACAGCUCUUCUUGCAUGGAGAGCGUAGAACAAGUUCGAAAAAAGCUGGACAGCAUCGAGGUGAAAUUCGUUGCCUUCGCUCAGCUGGAGAGGAGGUGUGAGUUGAUCGAGUCGAGCAUCACAGAGCUCCUCAGGAAACUAGAUGAAAAGGCGGACAGGUCUUCUUUGAGAAAGAUCGCUGAUCAUGUACAGAUUUCAGACUCCGAGGAAGAUUCUGAAUAA
Neospora caninum is the source of this 1764-nucleotide messenger RNA. RefSeq lists its product as hypothetical. The record is from RefSeq and is a predicted model, not a curated record. Lineage: Eukaryota; Apicomplexa; Conoidasida; Eucoccidiorida; Sarcocystidae. The transcript has 7 exons. Bases 1 to 1764 code for a protein of 587 amino acids. Gene Ontology annotation, molecular function: protein binding.